GGCACUCGUGCGAGUGAUUCAAGUUUCUCCUCCAAGAUGUGUUCCACAAACCCAGCCAACUGGGUCACCUUUGACGAGGAGCCGCUCUUCCAGUCUCCUCAGAAAUCAGCUGAAAGGCAGGGGAGCUGUCGAGCCAAUGGCCUCAAGCUGAACCUCUCCAGCGUGCCGGCACCCUCGAGCAGGUGCUCGUCUGCAGGCAGCACUCCGCUCUCCUCCCCUGUCGUGGACUUCUACCUGAGUCCUGGGCCCCCCAGUAACUCUCCGCUUACUACACCUACCAGAGACUACCCAGCGAGCCCAUGUACCCCCAAGCCUGGGGUCCACGUCCUUUACCCUAUCCCAGAAUGGCCACCAAAAGGAAACUCUGUUCCGUCCCCUGGCGUCUGCUCUUCCUUAACUUCGCAGAAACUGAGCAGCCUUCCUGUGAGCACCUUGGCUGAUGAUAAUCCAGCUAAGGGAGUCUCCACAUCAACGGAUGAAGGCCAUCCCGCUCUGCAAGAAAGCUGUGAGGAGGCAGGAGAGCCCUCGGAGCGCUUCCCGUGCUUCCAGAGCGCCUGUGCCUUCUCCAGUCCCUUCUGGAAUGAAGGCUGUUYGCUCAGCACGUCACCUCCUUCCCUCGGCACACAGAGGAAGGACAAAGCGCUCGACAGAAACACGUGUCCUCCUGGAGCAGCAGGAGAGGCCUGGCACGAUCAGAAGAGCCUCAACGAGGGCUCCUUCAGCUACGUCUGCGAGAGGCUGGAGCACCUGCAGGCGGGCGGCGCGCGCGCCGGGCACGGGCUCUUCCGCGGCCGCAGAGCCGACGGGUGGCCCUUCCUGCUGCGGAUUCCUGAGAAGAAGAACAUGAUGUCGUCGCGGCAGUGGGGCCCCAUCUACCUGAAGGUCCUCGCGGGGGGUAUUCURCAGAUGUACUACGAAAAGGGCCUGGAGAAGCCUUUCAAGGAGUUCCAGCUGCAACCGCACUGUAAGCUUUCCGAACCCAAGCUGGAGAGCUAUAACGUUUCAGGAAAAAUCCAUACUGUGAAGAUUGAGUGUGUGUCUUACGCGGAGAAAAGGAAGUAUCAUCCCAAAGUGGAAGUGAUCCACGAACCGGAGGCUGAGCAGAUGUUGAAGUUGGGAACCACGGAUUAUAAUGACUUCACUGAUUUCCUUGUGACCAUUGAGGAAGAGCUCAUGAAACUUCCCGCCACUUGUAAACAAAAGAGAAAUUACGAAGARCAAGAGAUGACUCUUGAAAUAGUGGACAACUUUUGGGGUAAAAUCACUAAAGCUGAAGGAAAGCUCGUGGAAAGUGCUGUCAUCACACACAUCUAUUGUUUAUGUUUUGUGAAUGGGAGUACUGACUGCUUUCUAACUCUAAAUGAUCUCGAACUGCAGAAGAGGGAUGAACGCUACUUGGAGAAGGAGACGGAGAAGAAAUGGAUUGAAAUUCUAGAUUACCAUUUCCACRGCUGUGUUAAAGCGCAGGAGUUUGAGCAGUCGCGAAUCAUCAAGUUUACACCCCCCGAUGCCUGCAGGCUGGAGCUGAUGCGUUUCCAGACACAGUAUGACGGGCGAGACCUUCCCUUUUCCGUGCGGGCUGCUGUUGUGGUUCAGGGAGCGUACGUGGAACUCCAGGCUUUUAUUAACAUGUCUUCAACCGCUCUGACACCACUGCGUUCACCGUCGGGCAAGUACUGUGAAAACGUCAUGAUUCGCUUCCCGGUGCCUGCACAGUGGAUCAGGGCACUUUGGACCAUGAACCUCCAGAAACAGAAGUCCCUGAAAGCAAAAAUGAACAGAAGAACAUGCCUUGGCUCCUUGCAUGAGGUCGAGUCCGAGCCCGUCAUACAAGUCUCGGUUGGAACGGCGAAAUAUGAAAGYGCCUACAGGGCUGUGGUGUGGAAGAUAGACAGGCUGCCAGAUAAAAACUCAAGCUUGGAUCAUCCACACAGCCUGUCUUACAAGCUCGAGCUCGGCUCAGACCAGGAAAUACCUUCGGACUGGUACCCGUUUGCCACGGUGCAGUUCGUCAUCCCCGAGGCCUCAGCCUCCGGGACGGAGGUCAAGUCCCUGGGCGUCGAGAGGGACGUGCAGCCCCACAAGCACGUGCUCCAGAAGGCCUUUUACAGCUGCCAGGUUGAAAUUGAAAAGAAGUGGAUCAGGCUUGAUGGAGAAGAUCCGGAUAAGGCCGGCAGCUGCCUAAUGCAGUGAAAGAGGACAGCAGGCGCCGUCCCGUAAUACUAGUAGGAACCCAUUUCCGUGGGAAACUGCUGUUAGCAACUAAGUGCAAUGAUCCAGUUUAGGAUGAACACAAUCACUGAAUUGUUUUUAGUGCUUUGGGGUUUCAUUUCUGCACGUUAGUACCCGUUUUGUUAGCUUACACUGAGCUAAACUUCCUGAGAACUGGUAUAAGUAACGUCACCUCGGAGCGUUUGGCAGGAUACGAGCACUUAACUGACCGGUACCUUUGUUUUCUGUUGUGUUUCUAUGACUUGGGAGUGAUCUCCCACUUUGGGAGUGAUCUCCUACUUGGUAUUGAAAACUAACGGCCCCACUCAAAGAGCUCGUGUCCCUUGGAUGUACAAUAUUCAGCAAUAAAAACUGCCAGGAUGCUUGUGUGCUGGCCAGCCUCUGUGCAAGGCCCAGCAGGAGCAAUUACACCUUUUGGUGGUGUUGGAAAAUCCAUGUUCCCCAUGUUUCUGCUCACCUCAAUAUAUGCCAACAGAGCAGGUCAUAACAUUGUGUAACGUAACACAACAGAAAGUGGUAACUUUCCACAAGUGCCUCAGCUAAUGAGGAGAAGCUGGCUGAUUUCACUGGUGGAAUGGGAGAAAUUGCUCAGCAAGAAGUUUCCUCGUUUUUCUGUAGCUGUGAGUGUUUCCUCCCCAACAUUUUAYAGGUUUGCUCAAUGUUGUAUCUUGGAGAACAGCAGAAAGAGAGAAGCCUAUGGCAGAUGUGAAUGAAAUUUCUGUAGCAGCCUAGACAAGUCUUUUUCACCACUGCAGCAGGUGAAACAGGGACAGCUCCUCAGCGAGUGUGAAUCAGGGCGGGUCUCAAGCUCACCGAAACCUUGCUUGCUUGYGGCAGCCUGUUGCUGUGGGCCGCCUCGAGGCCCCUGGUUCCGGGGGUGCGUGGGGAGCCGCGGGCCGUGCUGCACUUGGAGAUACCUGAAGAUGGGGAGCGUGUCCUUCCGUGCAGGGAGCGGGAGGCGUYCGUGCUACUGGCUCUAAAGGGGCUUUUCUGUGGGAAAAGGACACUGGAAUGGACUGGGAAGGGAAGCUGUGACGCUUCAGCCAGCAGUGUGAGCUACUAACCCCUAUUAAUGUGUUAACUGUUUUGAAAGUCUGUUGGAAUUUGGGGAAGGUUUUACAUGUUUUUCCACAGCCAUUACCCACUUUGCCAUUUUCUGCAGGGGGUAAUUCCUGAAAAAAAAAAAGAUACUGA
This is a messenger RNA of Nothoprocta perdicaria, 3426 nucleotides long. It is a transcript of the gene STON1, whose product is annotated as stonin 1. Lineage: Eukaryota; Metazoa; Chordata; Aves; Tinamiformes; Tinamidae. The record is from RefSeq and is a predicted model, not a curated record. Gene Ontology annotation, cellular component: AP-2 adaptor complex; synaptic vesicle. Gene Ontology annotation, biological process: synaptic vesicle endocytosis; regulation of endocytosis; clathrin-dependent endocytosis. Bases 37 to 2193 code for a protein of 718 amino acids. The transcript has 3 exons. Gene Ontology annotation, molecular function: clathrin-cargo adaptor activity.